Molecule: messenger RNA, 3225 nt
Organism: Lecanosticta acicola
Lineage: Eukaryota; Fungi; Ascomycota; Dothideomycetes; Mycosphaerellales; Mycosphaerellaceae
Source: the annotation of a GenBank genome assembly
AUGGAUCUCCGCACGUACGUGGCCGACCACUUGUUGAAGCUGGUCGGCGGCAGCGAGACCAUGAUGGUCGACUUCGUUGUCAGCACCGCCCAAUCAGCGAAAUCGCCUGGAGCUCUGCUGGACAAGCUAUCAGCUAUGCUGGAUUCCGAUGAGACAGAUCUGAAGAGCUUCAGUGACUCGUUGUAUGCGCGAGUCGCGAAGCCGGCUCUGAAUGGAAGCAGCACCACAAAGAGAGAUAAGCCGAAGGAGGCCAAGAAAAAGUAUGCUCUUGUGGAGAUGGACGUGGAGGAGGAAGCGCCUCCAUCUCGCGAAGAUAAACGAAGAGACGACGACAAGGAGAGAAGAUCGAGGCACGGAUUAGACGGAGAGAGACGACGAUCGAGGAGCCGGGAGAGACAUGGCAAAAAGCUUCGGAGAAGAGACAACGACGAUUUUGACGACAGAUGGGGCGAUCAGGAGGAUGACGAGGAAGACGAAUUUCCAUCACCACCGGCCAAACGUACAAGAUUGGACAAUGGCUCAGCUUCCCCAAGACGCGAGGCCUCUGAUCGCGAACCGGAGGAGGAUGAAGAGGAGCGGGAUCGCAAAGAGCGCAAAGCAUUUGAAGAGCGUCUGAAGAGCAAGGAUAAGGAUUCCACGAAGAAUUUGACCGAGGACCGUUCUUCGCGGCGGGAAGAGGAGGACGCAAAACGCCGAGCUCAGGCUGGUAAAUUGUCCGAGCAAGAGAUGAAGGCUCUGAGGUUGCGGUCGCGACAGGAUUACUUGAAAAAGCGCUCAGCCCAGGAACUGGCAUUGUUGCGCAAACAAGUGGCAGACGAGGCUGAGGAGGAGCGCAACAACCCAAGCCUGACUCAAGUAGAGAAAGAUGAGUUCGCUCGAAAUCGAGAAGCGCUGCGUCUCGCAGAAGAACGUGAGGGAAUCGAUGACCAUUUCGAUGGCUAUGCAAUGCCAGAGGACUACAUCACGGAAAAGGGCAAAAUGGACGUGAAGAGGAAACAGGAUGCGCUGUAUAGCCGCUACGUGGAUCGAGAUCAACAGGGCCGUGAGCGAUAUGUGACGGAGCAUGAGGAAUGGGAACGGGAACAGCUCGAGAAGACAAAAGCGCAGAUUAUCGUUACCGAUCGCGUCAACGAAGGGGAUUACGAAUAUGUCUUCGACGAAGAACAACAGCUAAAGUGGGUUACCGAUCAAGCAAUGAAGGGCGGGAUGAGCCAGAUGCAGAGCCAGGAGGAACGACUCAUGGCGCAGCAACUUCUGGCCGCAGAAAGGAAAGCGAAGACGAUUGAGGAGAAGCGAAAGACUCUGCCUGUGUACCAAUAUCGACAGACUUUUCUGGACGCUGUCAGAGAGUACCAGAUCUUGAUCGUGGUUGGAGAAACUGGUAGUGGCAAGACGACUCAGCUCCCACAGUAUCUCUACGAGGAUGGCUACUGUAAAGAUGGCAAGAAGGUUGGCUGCACACAGCCGCGGCGUGUUGCAGCUAUGAGUGUUGCAACGCGUGUUGCUGAGGAAAUAGGAGUAAAAGUCGGCAAUGAGGUUGGGUACGCAAUCCGUUUCGAAGACGCGACUUCGGACAAGACGGCUUUGAAGUAUAUGACGGACGGCAUGCUGCUUCGUGAAUUCUUGACCGAGCCCGAUUUGGGAGGAUAUAGCUGCCUGAUGAUCGACGAGGCGCACGAGCGCACCCUGCAUACUGACAUCCUGUUCGGCCUGGUCAAAGACAUUGCGCGUGGACGUCCAGAUCUCAAGCUGCUCAUUUCUUCAGCAACACUUGAUGCACAGAAGUUCAGCGAGUUCUUCGACGACGCACCGAUUCUAAACAUUCCCGGACGCACGUACGAUGUCGAAAUGAACUACUCGCUGCAGCCAGAAGCGAACUACCUUUCCGCAGCCAUUACCACGGUCUUCCAAAUUCAUUUGUCCCAGCCAAUGCCCGGAGAUAUUCUGGUCUUCUUGACUGGUCAAGACGAGAUCGAGCAGGCAGAGCAGUCACUACAAGAGACAGCCCGAAAGCUGGGCAGCGCAGCACCCGAGCUGAUGAUCUGCCCCAUCUACGCCAAUUUGCCGACUGAUCUCCAGCAAAAGAUCUUCGAUCCAACUCCACCCAAAGUUCGCAAGGUAGUGUUGGCUACCAAUAUCGCUGAGACGAGUUUGACGAUCGACAACAUCGUCUAUGUGAUUGAUCCUGGAUAUGUCAAGGAGAACAGGUACACACCUGCAACAAACAUGGAAUCUCUUGUGGCGGUCCCGAUUUCACGUGCUUCUGCAAACCAGAGAGCCGGUCGAGCUGGACGUACUGGACCUGGCAAAUGCUUCAGACUGUACACCAAGUGGGCGUAUUACAACGACUUGCCAGAGAACACCACGCCUGAAAUCCAAAGAACCAAUCUCAACAGCAUUGUGCUCUUGCUGAAGUCCCUUGGUAUUAACGAUCUCAUCAAUUUUGACUUCAUGGAUCCGCCAGCUCCAGACAUGCUUAUUCGCUCCCUUGAACAGCUCUAUGCGCUCGGCGCUCUGAACGACAAAGGCGAACUCACGAAGGUCGGCCGUCAAAUGGCCGAGUUUCCGACAGAUCCCAUGCUCGCUAAAGCCGUGCUGGCCGCGGACAAGGAAGGCUGCGUCGAAGAAGUUCUCUCCACAAUCGCCAUGCUUGGAGAAGCUAGUGCUCUGUUCUAUCGCCCGAAAGACAAGAAAUUACAAGCCGAUGCUGCACGAGCACGCUUCACGGUCAAAGAAGGAGGCGAUCAUCUUACCUAUCUCAAUAUCUGGAAUCAAUGGGUCGACAGCGACUUCUCCUACGUCUGGGCACGCGAGAACUUCCUCCAACAACGCUCCCUCACCCGCGCCCGAGAUGUACGAGAUCAACUUGUCAAGCUCUGCGAUCGCGUGGAAGUCACGCUUUCGACCUGCGGAAGCUCCAAUAUCCAGCCGGUUCAAAAAGCCAUCACAGCAGGCUUCUUCCCGAAUGCUGCAAGACUGCAGAGGGGAGGCGAUAGCUACCGGACAGUCAAGAAUAACAUGACGGUACACAUCCAUCCAAGUAGCGUGCUGAUGGAUGUGCGGCCGAAGUGGGUGAUAUUCUAUGAAUUAGUGUUGACUUCGAAGGAGUUCAUGAGGAGUAUCGUGCCGCUUCAGCCGGAGUGGUUGACGGAGGUUGCGCCGCAUUAUUAUAAGCCGAAGGAUGUCGAGGCUCUCGGGGUGGAUAGGAAGAUGCCGAAGAUAUAG